AGUUUGAUAGAAUCUUACGUUUCAUGUUUUAACCAAGAUGAAAGAAGAAUUUUAUUUAGUAACGAUGAAUUAUCCUCGGUUGAUGAUGAUUUUUUACAUUUACCAAGUCCUUUAUUCGAAUAUGCUGCAUGUUUGAAAGAAUUAAAUUAUCCUGUUUUACGUAAGGCUGUUCGUAAAUGUUAUAAAAAACUGGGAAAUGAUGAAUUCAGUAAAAAAAUUAAACCAAAAAUACCUGGCCUAGAAAUCACUCGACAAGCCACUAUAAUGAAAGCUUUAUGUAAAUUAUUCAUGAGAAGCUCUCAUUUAGAUUCGGUGAUUUUCGAUUCUAUUGAUGAUAUUCCUGCUGUAUCAAUAUUUACAAGAGGUCAACCUUCACUUGCGAAUCUCACAAAGCUCGUAGUUCUGAUAACUAAUGAAUCAAGUAACACCUCAAUUCUUGUAAAAAAAUUAUCGGCUAUCUGCACGGGAAUACGUCAUUUAAAAGUUGAAUUAUCUGUUGAUGAUCCGAUUGAAGCUGAAAAUUUAUCAACUUUAAUACGCGCUCAACAAAGUCUUUUAACUUUCGAGUUGACGGGUUUUGCUCCGAGAAUCAAUCCUAUCCUGUCUGCAUUGGAAUCUCAAGCUUCUUCUUUAACUUUUGUAAAAUUUAAUCAUAUUAAUUAUCAAUGGACCUCUCUUGAUGUAUUGGGUAAAUGUACAAACUUACGUACUAUCGAAUUUCACUCCGAAGAUGAAAAAAUCUCUCAAGAAUUUACUGCUAAGGAUUCGGCACCUACCACCGUCACUGGUGCUUCAUACUCUCUUCAAACUUUGAAACUAGUCAAUCAAAUUCCAAAAGUUACUGCUGCUGUUAUAAAGACUGGUGGAAGUUCUUUAAAGAGUCUUUGGGUAAACACGAUGAAUACCGAAGUUGUUCAAGCUAUUUUGAGAUCUACUACUAGAAUUGUACAUCUUUAUUUGGAUGUUGCCGAUAUCCAUGAAUUUAACUUGGAUAAUUAUUUACAAUUGAUCCAUGGACUUAAAUUGUUUCAUCUUCGUCUAUCUUCAACUAACAUGAGAAAUCUUGAUGCCUUGUUAAGAGGAAUGGCUAAGACCGUACCUUCCUCAUUACGUCACUUUGAAUUGGAACAGGAUUAUUCUUUACCUGCACUAGGUGAAUUUUUGUCAAAUUGUCCUGUACCAUUCACUGAACUUUCUUUAUUCCCAAAUGCUGCCAUUGACACUGAAUAUUUAACAACUGUCUUGCGUUUCACCAAAGAAAGAAAAUCUUUAAAAUAUUUACAUCUUAAUUUGUCAUGGGAAUAUGGACUUGCCACUAAAAAAUUCACCAGGGAUAUGGAUAAAGAGAUACAACAAUGUAUUUAUACUAUUGACCUUGAUUUGCUUAGGUGUGAUUAUGAAACACCUAAAAA
Molecule: messenger RNA, 1412 nt
Organism: Racocetra persica
Lineage: Eukaryota; Fungi; Glomeromycota; Glomeromycetes; Diversisporales; Gigasporaceae
Source: the annotation of a GenBank genome assembly